Messenger RNA from Paramecium tetraurelia, 126 nucleotides. RefSeq lists its product as uncharacterized. The transcript has a single exon. The record is from RefSeq and is a predicted model, not a curated record. Lineage: Eukaryota; Ciliophora; Oligohymenophorea; Peniculida; Parameciidae.
AUGAGCCUUUAUUGCUUCCUAUAAUACCAUAGUUUUAGACAGCUAAUAUUGUUAAGGGUCAGUUUAUUUAAAAUUAAGCUAGUAAAAGGCUUAUUUCUUAUUGUUAUAAUGAUAUUAACCUGUUGA